Messenger RNA from Procambarus clarkii (red swamp crayfish), 1656 nucleotides. Lineage: Eukaryota; Metazoa; Arthropoda; Malacostraca; Decapoda; Cambaridae. The record is from RefSeq and is a predicted model, not a curated record.
GUGCCUCGAGUGUUUGUGCCUGUGCGAGUGUUUGUGCCUGUGCGAGUGUUUGUGCCUGUGCAAGUGUUUGCGCCUGUACGAGUGUUUGUUUGCGCCUGUACGAGUGUUUGUUUGUGCCUGUAUGAGUGUGUUCGUGUCUGUGCGAGUGUGUUCGUGUCUGUGCGAGUGUUUGUUUGUGCCUGCGUGAGUGUUUGUUUGUGCCUGCGUGAGUGUUUGUUUGUGCCUGUGCGAGUGUUUGUGCCUGUGCGAGUGUUUAUACUCGCCUAAUCGUGCUUGCGGGGGUUGAGCUCUGGCUCUUUGGUCCCGCCUCUCAACUGUCAAUCAACUGGUGUACAGGUUCCUGAGCCUACUGGGCUCUAUCAUAUCUACACUUGAAACUGUGUAUGGAGUCAGCCUCCACCACAUCACUGCCCAAUGCAUUCCAUUUAUUCCAUUAUUAUUUGUGCCUGUGCGAGUGUUUGUGUCUGAGCGAGUGUUUGUGCCUGUGCAAGUGUUUGUGCCUGUGCGAGUGUUUAUGUCUGUGCAUGUGUUUGUGCGAGUGUUUGUGUCUGUGCGAGUGUUUGUGCCUGUGCGAGUGUUUGUGUCUGUGCGAGUGUUUGUGCCUGUGCAAGUGUUUGUGCAAGUGUUUGUGCCUGUGCGAGUGUUUGUGCCUGUGCGAGCGUUUGUGCCUGUGCGAGCGUUUGUGCCUGUGCGAGCGUUUGUGCCUGUGCGAGCGUUUGUGCCUGUGCGAGCGUUUGUGCCUGUGCGAGCGUUUGUGCCUGUGCAAGUGUUUGUGCCUGUGCAAGUGUUUGUGUCUGUGCGAGUGUUUGUGUCUGUGCAAGUAUUUGUGUCUGAGCGAGUGUUUGUGCCUGUGCAAGUGUUUGUGCCUGUGCGAGUGUUUGUGCCUGUGCGAGUGUUUGUGCCUGUGCGAGUGUUUGUGUCUGUGCGAGUGUUUGUGCCUGUGCGAGUGUUUGUGUCUGUGCGAGUGUUUGUGCCUGUGCGAGUGUUUGUGUCUGUGCGAGUGUUUGUGCCUGUGCGAGUGUUUGUGCCUGUGCGAGUGUUUGUGCCUGUGCGAGUGUUUGUGCCUGUGCGAGUGUUUGUGUCUGUGCGAGUGUUUGUGUCUGUGCAAGUAUUUGUGUCUGAGCGAGUGUUUGUGUCUGUGCGAGUGUUUGUGCCUGUGCGAGUGUUUGUGCCUGUGCGAGUGUUUGUGCCUGUGCGAGUGUUUGUGCCUGUGCGAGUGUUUGUGCCUGUGCAAGUGUUUGUGUCUGUGCGAGUGUUUGUGCCUGUGCGAGUGUUUGUGCCUGUGCGAGUGUUUGUGUCUGUGCGAGUGUUUGUGCCUGUGCGAGUGUUUGUGCCUGUGCGAGCGUUUGUGCCUGUGCGAGCGUUUGUGCCUGUGCGAGCGUUUGUGCCUGUGCGAGCGUUUGUGCCUGUGCGAGUGGGUUUGUGCCUGAGCGAGUGUGUUUGUGCCAGUGCUAGAGUGUUUGUGCCUGUGCAAGAUUGUUUGUGCUUGUGCGAGAGUUUGUUUGUGCAUGUGCAAGUGUUUGUGCCUGAGUGAGUGUUUGUGCCUGAGCGAGAGUGUUUGUUUGUGCAUGUGCAAGUGUUUGUGCCUGAGCGAGAGUGUUUGUGCCUGUGCAAGAUUGUUUGUACUUGUGCGAGAGUUUGUUUGUGUAUGUGCAA